Hippoglossus stenolepis (Pacific halibut) is the source of this 3678-nucleotide messenger RNA. It is a transcript of the gene mdfic, whose product is annotated as MyoD family inhibitor domain containing. The record is from RefSeq and is a predicted model, not a curated record. Bases 510 to 1334 code for a protein of 274 amino acids. Lineage: Eukaryota; Metazoa; Chordata; Actinopteri; Pleuronectiformes; Pleuronectidae. The transcript is spliced from 5 exons.
UAACUUGAGGUUGAGGGCACAGAUGUUCAGGGAGGGCUCAGUUCACUCCUCUGCCGCCCAGGGAAGAGGAGCAGCAGCCUCCACUGGCCGCGCUGCAGGAAUCCGGAUAUGAUGAAGUUUUAGACCCAACCAAAAAAAAAAAAGAAAAAGAAAACUACCGCCACUGAGACGUCGAGGACGUCGCGAGGAGUUAUUGAGGAUUUGUAAAACUUUGUUAAAACACGGAAACAAACGAAGGAGCGAGACAAACUGACAAGAGGCGCGGGAGUUAGGGGAAGUUUCGUCGCGGUCACCAAGUUUUCCAGUUUUUUUCCAGAAGGAGCUGGAGGAAGGAAGGAUGAGAAUAAACGUGGAGUGAAGGGAGUUGACAUGUUCGAAAGACUGAGCUGCUGCUGCUGAGAUGAGACGUUGCUUUUCUCAGCGCUGAGGAGGAAACACACUCCUUCUUCUUCUCCUUCUCCUUCUUCUCCUUCUGCUGCGUGUGUCCCCCACAAAGACACGACUGUCUCAUGUCCAAGGAGACCGUCCUUCCUCCGGAUGUGCCAGGGCCAGACAAGGGCCCCCAGCAAGAGAGCAGUCCUCUGCUGUCAGCCUCUCACGAUGCUCGUGACAGCGAAUCGUCAGGAAGAACGUCAUCUCCCAGGAAACCAGUCGCCGAAGGACGAAGUCACGUGACGGAUUACUGCGAGCCCGUAAGAACUCAACCUCACUCUGAGUCUCAACCCGUUUCCUUGGAGCUCGCAGAGGGAGACGCUGUCAAGGACCAAAAUGGCCUUCCCCACAAUGGCACUGGCACGGCCGCACUGAGUAAUGGCAGAGGAAUCCACCCUGGCAUCGGUGGUGCCACACGCACUUGCACUUGCACUUGCGGUGCCAACAUCAGCAUGGGCGCAGAGAGUGGCUCAGGCCCGAGCACAAGAGCGACUGAGCGGCCGACGACAGUGCAGCCCAGGAAGCAGCCGUCCACACCGGUGUCGCAGAGGAUGCAGAGGAAAUUAAGGUCCAGCUUGUCGGUCAACAGUGACAGCAGCAGACGCAGUAAAGGCAGUUCCACUGGGUCGCAGAGAGCUCCGCUUCCAGAGGACUGCUGCGUCCACUGCAUCCUCGCCUGCCUGUUCUGCGAGUUCCUGACGCUCUGCAACAUGGUGGCGACGCAGGCCUCGUGCGGCGCAUGCACGUCGGAGGCCUGCUGUUGCUGCUGCUGCACCGACGACCUGGGCGACGACUGCAACUGUCCAUGUGACAUGGACUGCGGCAUCAUGGACGCCUGCUGCGAGUCCUCGGACUGCCUGGAAAUCUGUAUGGAGUGCUGCGGCAUCUGCUUCCCCACAUAGGGAGGAGGCCGGCGCUGCUGCGGUCCAGGGUGACUCUGCAGGGGAUAACUGGACCCCGGCAAAGAAAACAUGGAAGGAUGCUGCUGUCACUUUGAAUUCAGCAACAAGCAGAGGGAAUAAGUGUUUGUUUGUGUUUGAAUGUGAACUAAUGAGUGCUGUUGAGUGUGUGUGAAAUAGUAUGAGCUGGCUGAGUAAAACGUGCGUUGAAAGAUGUAUUGACACUGGGCUCCUCCAUCAAAACCAGCAUAGCACGGGCUAGAAGCAACUCCAGAUAUAUGAACGUGUCAUUUAAGUCUUUAGUUUAUCGUUUAAAUUUGUUUCUGUUAAGUAUUCUAUUCUUAGCGACAAAAAAAAGUAUUAUCACAGAUUUUAUUGUUACAUCAGGAAUGCUGUUUGUAUCUUAUCUUGCCUUUUUUUUUGGUUCAUUUUCAUUUUCAAUACUUCUGUGUUUUUUAUGCUCAGGAACUGAGGUUGCAGUCUUAGUUCUGUACAACACUGUAAAAACUAGAGAUGUUCCGAUACCGAUACUCAGAAAUCAGAAAUGUUUCCUCGGUGAGUCUGCGAAUCAAUGUAACGAUCCAAUACAAGUCAUUCAAGUAGAUUUUUCCCCCCCUGAUAAAACUGCAAUUUUCUUAUCCCGAAAAUCACUUCUUCAUUCCAAAACAGCAGUUGCCACUGGUUUUAGAGGGUUAGGGUUUAGGUUUCUGUAUGCAUGUGGAAUGCACUUCCCACGAACUGUUCAUCUAAUUGGCUUCGUACACACAAACGUGUGUGUUUUGUAAAUUAAAAGAGAAAGUGCAGUGCUGAGUUUGGUGCCAUUUGGACUUGUGGUACCUUCAAUAGUCUGAAGACUGUGUCGAUUGCUUAACAGACCUCUUAUAUAACCGAGAUGCAAUGACUAAUUCUGAAGUAGACUCUGGACGCAGCCCAGUCCAAACAGGCAGGUUUACAAAGAGCACUGCACUAGUUUUAUUAAAAUGCACCGUUCUCAGAUUGGUACUCUGUAACGGCCGAUAUGCAAACUCAGAAUCUGGAUCGGAAACAGCAAAAUGGUAUCGGAACAUAUCUAGUAAAUAUGUUUAUGUGACAGUUCCUACACUCUUAGAUGCAUACUGUAUUUUUGCAACACACUUUCACUUACACACAGUCUUACUGUGGCACUGUAGAAAAAUUGAAACUAGUGAAAUAUCAGAGGCGAAUAAGCACAUGUCAUCUGCAUAGGGAAUGUUGUAGAGACCGAAUGCUUCAUGUUGUCAUGAUGACCGAAACAAACUGCACAAAAUUGCUGAUAAUUGUAAUGUUACAAACUGGAAUGUCUAUGACCAACCUCUUGAUUUGGCACUAUUUGAAUCCUUGGGUUUACUGGAAAAUACAGUGCACAUCCUCACAUGUUUAGUACAAAAGCGACUGACCAGCUGACUGUACAGUUUCCUGCCAGAUAAACAACAUCUGCAGCUUAUGUCUUCCUUCCUUUGAACGUCCUCCUCCGCCAUUGGCCAUCGACGAUAAGGCUUUGUCAGUCGCCUAUGGUACAAGCCGCCUCUUGCGAUGCUGCUUUACGUACAUUCUGUGUAAGUGUGACUUGUUGAACCGCGCUCCCUGCUCACGAGGGCCGUGAUAAGGAAUUAAGGAAUGGUGACCCUAGUUGCCAUAUAAGCGGCUUUCCGGGGAAUCAAGCCCAGUGGCUCACAAUACAAAAAAAGGAAUCAUGAACUGUCACAACGAAGUGGUAAACUAAUGCAGGGUAAAGGCAGUUUUCUUCUCAUUUUUUUUUUCCUCUUUCUAUCUCUGUUCCUUAAUUCUGUGUAUUUGGAGAUGAGGUUGUGGUGUGAAUCACCAGCGGAGUCAUUUUCUUGUCUAGCAGAUGUGCUUUGAUGGUGUUUAAGUGAUGACGCUUAAUGCUGGCCCUUCAUUAGCACCGCUCGAUAACAACAAAAAAGAACGUCACUCCGUAAAGCCAACAAAGAUAAUGUGCUGCCAUGCGUGGCUCGUCUUAAUGGCGUGCUGUUAUUGUGUAAGGAAUUUGGACGGGCACCUCCGUGCAACCUCAUUCUCUUUAUGAUUAACUCGAGCUUCUCAUGUGCUGAAGAGUCAAAAAAACACCGUACACAUAAUGUGAAGAAUUUAUGUAAAAAAGAAAACAUGUACACAUGUAGCUACAGUCCUCCGAUACUAUACUGUUUUUUGUCUUUUUUAUUCUGUUCCUUACACUUGAUCCUUCUCAUUUUAAUUUCGAUGCUUCAUUUCCUAACUUGGAGUUCACAAGUCGUUAUAUUAGUUUUGUACAUUAUCUUCAAUCUCAAAGAGAAGUUAAAAAAAAAUAAAACACUACGAAAAAAACGAA